Hypanus sabinus (Atlantic stingray) is the source of this 1111-nucleotide messenger RNA. Its product is annotated as immunoglobulin lambda-1 light chain-like. Gene Ontology annotation, biological process: B cell receptor signaling pathway; complement activation, classical pathway; defense response to bacterium. Gene Ontology annotation, cellular component: blood microparticle; external side of plasma membrane; immunoglobulin complex, circulating. The transcript is spliced from 3 exons. Lineage: Eukaryota; Metazoa; Chordata; Chondrichthyes; Myliobatiformes; Dasyatidae. Gene Ontology annotation, molecular function: antigen binding; immunoglobulin receptor binding. The record is from RefSeq and is a predicted model, not a curated record. Bases 89 to 826 code for a protein of 245 amino acids.
CACCGGUUUGCAGAGGCUGCAACCGGAGCCGUUCCUUGUGUUUGUAGAACAGUGCGCGAUUCGGUGGAACAUUGCUCUGUCCGGAGGAAUGUCCCGAGUGCUGCCUCUCCUCUGGGCUCUCCUGGUCCACUUAUCAGGUGUCCUAGCUGUCCCAGUCCUCAAUCAGACACUAAUGUCCGGUCCUGUCUCCGCGGGGCAGACGGCCAGCUUAGAGUGUCGGAUGCAGAACGGAGAGAUUGGAAGUUACUACAUGCGCUGGUAUCGACAGCGUCCCGGGGAGAGACCGGAGUGGGUGCUUACGCACGAUAACGAGAGGGAUAAUGAAAUACACCGAGGGAGUGGGAUCACAACACGUUUCCAAGCAUCCAGAGACACUUCCAGCAACAUUCACAUCCUGACCAUCGGCAGCUUGGAGCCACAGGACUCCGCUGUUUAUUACUGUUCAGCAUGGGAUGAUGGAUUUAUCUUCGGUCCAGGCACUAUCCUGGAUAUAAAGAGUAGCGAGUCCCGCAGGCCCUCGGUUCUCCUGCUCCCUCCUUCCCCGGAGGAGACCGGCUCGGGUUCGGCUACUCUGUCCUGCCUGGUGAGCGGUUUUAAGCCGGGCUUUGUAGCGCUUCGCUGGAGCGUGGAUAACGUGGAGACUGAGAACGGGGUGACAACGGGCACCGCGUCACUGGAUACCGACCAGUCCUACAGGCUGAUCAGCUACCUGCGGGUUCCCCCCGCUGCCUGGGAAAAAGGUUCCAGUUAUUCCUGCAGCGUGAGCCACAGCUCGCUGAGCUCGCCUCUGCGUCACACCAUCUCUUCGUUGGUCUGUUCGCAGUGAGGCCGCGCCAGUUGACAGCACACGUGUAUUGCUUCCACUGACUGGGACUGUGCAGCAGCGUUGUGUAAUGCAAUUCUUCAUUAAUAUCCGCAUCUGGGAAAAAACAAAUGUUCAGCUAGCGCGAAGACUGCCCGUCUUUUGCAACACGUAAUUAUCUGGAAAAUUAUAUCCACUGUGCUGAGUCUGAUUUCUGCUGUGUGUAGAAUGUAGCGAUCUCCCUGUGACUGUGUUAUGAUUGGAUCUUGUGUAUCACAACUCUUAGUAAAGAUGUAACUACUGGUUGGU